Molecule: messenger RNA, 2987 nt
Organism: Lactuca sativa (garden lettuce)
Lineage: Eukaryota; Viridiplantae; Streptophyta; Magnoliopsida; Asterales; Asteraceae
Source: RefSeq, a predicted model, not a curated record
UAUUCAAGAAAGAUAUACUCUAGUUUAUAUUAGUGUUAAUUCGGUAUACAAGAAACUUGAUAGUUCUCUAAUAUGUCGAAUCUCCAUAAAUUGUGAUUUAUUGGGGAUGAGAAAUCCUUGAGAGUGUAAUAGAUUGGAAGGGGUCAUGGAUUGUUGGUGAAUAUAUAACUUUUAAUUUAAUUUAAUUCAUACCUCUAUAGCUUAAUUCAAUAUCUUCUCUUUUUUGCUUACUUAUUUUGACAGGUGUGGGAGAUAGUAUAUUGAAAGGCUAGUCCAAUCAAAGAGAUAACAAAAGUUAGGCAAUUAAAAGACUAUAAAAGUGAUGCUACAUGGUUGUGUUUUACACCCAACUCAAAACAAAUAAUUAUACUAUAUAUUAAAAUUAUCUACGCUACAGAAAGAUAAUUACACUAUAUAUUAAAAUUAUCUACGCUACAGAAAGUGGCUAAAGGAUUGACAUACAUGGUCCUUCAAUUAAUUAAUAUAUAUACAAUAAAAAUGUCUAAAGUUAGGGUCAUGUUUUGCCUUUUUGCCAUUUUAUAUGUACAGGUGUUGUUUUUUUUCACUGCUCAAACGUUGGAUACAUGUUUUUUCCUCCACUUUGUCUCUCCCUGUUCCAUCUGUUUUCCACCGCCAACAGAAGGGGUAAGUCUCAUCACUUCUACCGAUCUACCUCAUUUUUCCGACUACAUGUGACACUCCAGUGCUUUCUCGGUCAUUCAGCUAUGAUUCCACCGCCUUGGCCUUGCUCCAAGUCAUUGUCGAUAUUCUCCGAUCCAUGUCUUCCAAUUUCUUUUUUUUUUCUAGAUCCCUCCACCGCCUAAACCUCCUACCUACCUACGUCUUUCCAUUUCAUCUGCAACCUCACCAACAAACCAGAAUAACAAGAUAGACAAAAUCAAACUUCGAAAAACAUACCUGAAUUGCAAACCGGAGGUUGUCAAACGACGAUGGCGUGAUGGUUAGGGUCCGAUGGUGUGCGACACAUACGGGAGAGAGAACGGAAACAGGAAAAUCAGAGGGAUGCUUUGAAGGUAGAUCCAGACGGAGGUGUUGUGGUGUUUGAGGGGUACGGGGAAGAAAGAGGAAAUGGGAGAAUAGAAGUGAGGGUGGAAGGUGAUGUUAUGGUCGGACGGUAGUUGUUGCGGUGGGUAUCACCGACAGACGGAAGCUGCAGCGGCAAGGGUAAAUUUAGGGAGGGGAUAAGUUGGAUUCAUGGUUAUUUGUUGUGAUUUUCUUUCUACCCCAAUCGAUAGAAACUUGGUGGCCACCAUGUCGCUGCUCAGCCUCCUUCCUAACGGUCGUUGAUGAAGUUAAGCAAUUCUUCGGAUUACUUCCUUCUUCUUUACUCACCCAAUCAAGGUAAUUGAAAGGUCGUUGUUCAGACCUCCACCCCCAAUCCCAAACACAUUCUCCGCUGAUGCAAUCUGCAACCCAAAGAUCCACUUUAAUUUUUUUCAAUUCAAUUGAUAUAACCAUAUUUACAACAAUAGAAAUCGCUACCACACUCCAAACACAGACUGUAUGCAGCAAAGCAAGAAGACAUUAACCAUAUUUUCAAACACAAACACAAUCCUGUUUCAAUUUCCAAGGGUAAUUGAUUUACCUGCUGUUCUUACUUUUCAAUUUCCAAGGGUAAUUGAUUUACCUGAAGGUUCUUAUAUGGGUUUGAGUUUAGAUUUCUUUACAUGCAUUGUUUACUUUUGAUUUUAUUUGAGUUUUGUGAAUCCUAAAUAUUGAAUUUUGCAGGCGAUUGAGCUCGAGAAGCACUUGCAAAAGAUGCUGAAAUUCUUGUUGAAAAAACUUAAUUCUCUGAACAUAUCAUAUGUUUCAGCAGAUGAAUCUUCAAGUUUCUUUGAAAAGAGGCGGAUUUCAUCUGUUUGAUCGCCUUCCAGAUCUCAAAAUCAAAUUGCACGAGUUAUGGAUUACAUACAUUUUACAUAUUAAAUGCAUAAAGAAAUUAUUUACAAUUAAGUAAAUUCCUAAAAUCAAUUAAUAAACGUAAGCAGAAACAUUUUGAAACUUCUUAAGCUUCAUCACUAUUAACAUUAUCUUUUUUAUCUGGAUCAACUUUUAUUGCAAUUUGGCUAGUUGCUUUAGGUUAUGUUUUGAGUGUAUCCAUAUUUGUAUUGCAGAGCAAAUAAUGUUGAUGAACUGGAAGGAAAAUUCUUAUCAUGCUAAAUGAAUUAAAAAAAAUUACUAAACUACCCUUAUUACCCCUAAUACCCUUACAAUGCUUUCUUAUUAUAUUUUUAGGGUGAUAGUGAUACUAGCUACAAGAAUAAAAAAUUGAGGCUAAAAUAUUUCCCCCAAAAUUACCAAUGAUACCCCUUGAUUGAGUGAUGAAAGUUUCACCUUUGUCACCGGUUGCCGGCUACCUGACCGCCAUCUUCUUUGUGGCCCCGACAACAACCAAAUCUUGCUUUCAAAUCCCCAAUAUAUGGAGCAGAUUGUGAGUCAAAACCCUCAGCUUCGCACUAUGUGCGAUUCUAACCCUCAGUUGAGGGAGAUGAUGCAGAAUCCAGAAGUGCUUCGUCAGUUAACUUCACCUCGAAUGAUGCAGCAAAUGAUGUCUUUACAGCAGCUUCUACCUCAGCUUAAUCAACAACAAUCAACUUUGAAUCCCACUCAGACUCGUGCUUCUCUAGGAUCACAAAACAAUAUGGGAUUCGACAUGUUGAUGAGUAUCUUUGGUGGACUUGGAGCUGGUGGCAUGGGAGUCCCAAAUGUCCCUGAUGUGGCACCAGAGUAGCUUUUUGCAACUCAACUGUCUCAACUUCAGGAGAUGGGGUUCUUUGAUGUGCAGGAAAAUAUUAGGGUUUUACGUGCUACUUCUGGCAAUGUUCAUGCUGCCAUUGAGAGACUUUUGGGGAAACUUUGGUCCAUGAUGGUGAUGAUGUGGCAUUCUUUUUGUUUUAUUUAAGAAUGACCUGUUGGCAUGUAAUGUUAGUUGGUUUUUUCUUUAAAGUAUUCAAAUCGUUAUCAAA